Molecule: messenger RNA, 324 nt
Organism: Benincasa hispida (wax gourd)
Lineage: Eukaryota; Viridiplantae; Streptophyta; Magnoliopsida; Cucurbitales; Cucurbitaceae
Source: RefSeq, a predicted model, not a curated record
AUGGCAGAUAAUAUGGACAACACAGCUCUCGCAGGAAAUCAAGGGGCGGUACGGCUAGCACAGGAUCCAGUCCUCCUUGCCACUGAUCGUAAUAUUCCCAUGAGGAACUAUGCGGCGCCCAACCUGUACGAUUUUUCGCAUGGGAUUUCAAGGCCUACAGUAGAGGAGAACGCAAGCAACUUCUCAUUACUUGGCAUUACCUUUGAGGGUAUUAGACUGUAUUUAUUCCCUUACACCUUGAGGGAUGAAGCCAAGAGGUGGGCUUACUCACUGGAGCUGAACAAGAUUACAUCAUGGGAUCAGCUGGUUGAUCGAUUCAUGUAG